AAGGACUUGAUAUUUCGCACUACGAGAUCGAUGUGCCUGGCCAGUUUAUGCCAGACAAUCUAUUUGAGAGGAGCGUGGAGCGCAGUCUGCCGACACAGGAUUUGUAUGGACUGCAAUCUGUUACUUCAUCAAUUGGCUUCAACGAGUCGCAAACCUACGCUUUCGCGUUUGAUACGAAGAUUGCCACUAGCAACGUCACACUGAAAGUUACCAUCGAUUCCAGACCUCCGUCUUGGCGGAGCAGCGACGAAGGUUUGGUGCUUUAUUACGACUUUGACGAUGAUCUGACAGGUAUUGAGGACACCAAGAAGGUCGAGUUCAGGAACUUUGAGGCCGUCCUUACUUUAAACAAUACCCAGGUCAACAUGCACUCCUUCAUGUUUGCACGGCUGAUGUCUGGUGGAUGCGGCCAGUGCAAGAAUAAUGAAGAAUGGACCUACACGAUGGAAAUAUCUAGCGGAUCGAUCUACUUUAAUUACACCGGAGAAACCCUCAUUUCUGUGGUUGAUGUGGACGACGAGAGCGUUUUGUUGAGUGGUGCGGAUUUGUGGUCAAAUCCAAACACCGAGUUUGUGCUUUCGUUGUACAGCGAUGCAAAUUACACCAGUGAAGUGUUGACACAGGUGAUCAACAACAGCACGGUCACGGGAGAUCGCAACCUCAUUCAGAUCACCGGAUUACAAAGAAACAGCACCUAUUUUGCCACCUUCACAGAACAUCUCUUUGGAAGCGACGUGACGCUUGUUCACCAACGCUUUAACUUCACUUUGCGCGACUCGCAAGCGUGCAAGAUCAUACACAACCUGGAAUUCUGCAAGGACGUGGCAUAUGCUGUUCCGGCAUCGGCCGCACUAGUUGAAGGAGCUCAGACGGUCGACCAGCUUGCAGCCUUAUACGAUAACUACUCCUCGUCUCUUUACGUCAACUUCGACUAUGCGCUGCAACAAAUACCCUGUGACACCGAACUUGACGCAAGAUACUCACCCAUAGUGACAUGCGAUGAUUGCAGACACUCAUAUCGGCAAUGGCUGUGUGCAGUGACCAUUCCUAGAUGUUCUACAUUAGAUGCUCCGCUGUACAAGCUGUACAAUCAAUCAGAAGGAAGAACAGAUUUCAUUGCCCAAACGAUCCAGCCGCCUUUGAGCUACUAUGAGUUCGAGAUUGUCCGCCCGAUUUUGGAUUCAAGUGCCCUUCAACCUCCUCCUUGA
Messenger RNA from Ogataea polymorpha, 1208 nucleotides. RefSeq lists its product as uncharacterized. Lineage: Eukaryota; Fungi; Ascomycota; Pichiomycetes; Pichiales; Pichiaceae. Bases 48 to 1208 code for a protein of 386 amino acids. The transcript has 2 exons. Gene Ontology annotation, biological process: calcium ion import across plasma membrane. Gene Ontology annotation, molecular function: calcium channel activity. The record is from RefSeq and is a predicted model, not a curated record.